AUGGAAGCAAAACACACUUCCAUGAAAUGGAAGCGACCUUCACCUUCAAUGGACAUCAGCACCCGCACCAAAUCUCAGAUCUAUCACAACAAUCGCUCCGAUCUCGUCAGAAGUAGUAACGGCCAUCCCGAGCUUCUGAGCCACCAAUCGAACCCGAAAAGGCCCAGAUCAGUAGAGCCGAUAAUACAAGGCUCCCUGGAUGGCAACAUGCCCCUCCACUCUUUGAUUAAGGAUCUCCGCGUCAAAAGGGUCUUUUCCCCAACCUCUAAGCCCCCUGAGAAUCUGACUGACCACCACAAAUUUGGGGCCGAAUUCGGUUCGUAUGAACAAGAAAAUGGCCCCAAGUCGGUGAAGAAUGGUGGGGUUGAGAGUUCUGGAAAUGGGUUUUCUCACUUAGGUCCAGAUGUAGAUGAUUCGGAGAGCAAAGGGACUGAGAGAUUGGAUAUGGGUUUUGUGUCUAAAGCCCGAAGAACAGAUCAUUUGAGUUUUAAAUCUCCGGUGAGAGAAGGGAUUGGAGGCAUAUCAUCCGAUGUGGAGCAGAGGAGUGGUGAUGCGAAUCAGGAUUGUGUGCAGAAAUCAUCGGCUGAUGUGAAGGAAAAUGGUGUUCGUCUCAAUUUUGAAAAUAAAACCAAAUUGCAGGUCCUUAAGCCUCGACAGAGAGUGUUCAAAGCUCCUGGAUCAUUCGGUUAUCGAAGAUUGCUUCCAUAUCUUAAGGCCGAAGAUAUUUCUUGUGCGCUUGAUUUUUGUCAACACCCAAAUCUUGAUAAAGGUUCAGAAGGAAAACCAUUCCAGGGUAUGCGGGCUUCGAAAAAUCCACCGGGUUCCUUACAUCAAUUUGAUGCCCACAAACUUUCCAGGGAGUAUCAUACCAGUGGUUCUUCUACUCUGCUAGAAAAUGUACAAGUUUGUUUCCAGGAAACAUCUAAUGGUAAUGAGAGAAAUUCAGAAUCUCCUGAAUAUGUUCCUGCGUCACCAUCUAUAACUGUGGUGGAUGAGUGUCUGUCAAAGCCACCUGUCGAUGGACAGACUGAAAAGUUUGAUGUGGGAUUUUCUUGUAAAGCUCAGAAGUUAAAUGCCUCACCCCUUUCCUCUUCGGCUAUGGAGGAUUCUCAAGUUAACAAGGAUCAUGUAAUUGACAUGCAUAUUGAUUGUGAUACACCAGCUGAAGAUGUGGGGACUUCUGAUAAAGCUGGUACUGGCGAAGCUCAAAAUGCGGAAGAUAUGAAUUCCUUGUCGUCAUCAAUGAUGGAUGAGCGCUACUCAUGCAAGGUUAAUGUCAUGGGUCAGAACUGUGAGAACUCAAAUCAAAAUCAUAUAAACGAGCAGAGAGUUAACAAUGCUGGUCUGGUUCUGAAUCAGAUAGAUGACUCAAAUGAAGAAUCAGUCCAGAGGACACCACCAGAUGCUGAAAUGUUAGGUAAACUAGAGGUGGAAGUGAAAAGAAUUAGUAGAGCGGGAUAUGUUCUUCAGACUACAAAUCAAAGUCUUGGGAAGCCAUCCAAUGUAUUUAAUCAUACAGAUGCUACCUGCGUUGAUGUUAAAAUUCAGGAAUCUACUCCGAAGAGAAAGCAGGUUUUAAAUCCAUGUUCACGCCUGAAGUUAUUUAGGAGUCCAGGUGCAAAUACUAAUAAGGAUUUGGAGCAUAGGCUACAGCCCCCAUUGACUCCUAAUCAGCAAGAAACUCUAAUGGAUCAAUCAAAUGAUUUCAGGUUUCAUUCCGAGCAUCAGAUUUGUGAUCCUGGUACUCUACCAACACCUCAAUUAACCAGUGCUAAUGGCUCAUCCAAUUAUGGUGGAGAUAAUCUAACAUCUCCUGAACACGUGGCUGCAUCUCAAAUGUCAUUUGAUGUACAAAAGGAACAAUAUGUUCAACAGGCUGCAUCAGGUAAUCAAAGUAAAUUAGAAACUUCCCCUGACAUUGUGAGUUUGCGACAUGAAAAGGAUCCAAUCACUUUGUUAUGCCCUAGCACUUGUGAAGCUACUUCGAUAAAAGAUGGUGCAAUAUCAGUCACAAAUUCAUCAUCUGAUUGUCCUGAAGAGGACCACAUAGGCUCAAGAAUAGCAUUGUCCAGUGGGGGAAAGCCAUUGCCAGUUCAAGCCGACAGUUUGUGUCAGAACUCAUCCCAAAUUGAUGCAACAGUUUCUUCUGGUAUUCAUGCAGAUGGACUCAGAAAACAAAUCCUUAAAAGAAAUCCACGAGGAUGCAGAGGACUCUGCACUUGUUUGAAUUGCACUUCGUUUCGACUCCAUGCAGAGAGAGCAUUUGAGUUCUCUAGAAAUCAGAUGCAAGAUGCUGAAGAAGUAGCUUUAGAUUUGAUGAAGGAACUAUCAAGUUUACGUAAGAUGUUAGAAAUGUCAGCUGUUGGUGCAAAUACUCCCGUCAUGGAUUUAAAUGAGGUGAAAGAAGCUUGCAGGAAAGCAUCUGAAGCAGAAGAGAAUGCAAGAAAACGUCUUGAUGAAAUGAAUUAUGAUCUCAACAUUCACUGCAGAAUCACAUGCGUGCAUGGACCAAAGGUCACAUUUGCAAAUUACGUAGAAGAAAAGUCAUCCCAAAAGCAAACUUUUCAAGCAACUAGUCUCAAGCCCUGA
This is a messenger RNA of Prunus armeniaca (apricot), 2589 nucleotides long. The record is from the annotation of a GenBank genome assembly. NCBI's taxonomy places the organism in Eukaryota, Viridiplantae, Streptophyta, Magnoliopsida, Rosales, Rosaceae.